UCUCUCCUUUCUAAUAAGAAACCUCAAAGCUGUGACCGUCAAGUGUGUUUUUAGGUUUCCACAAUGAAGAAAAAAGGUGGACUAAAGAGAAAGAUUCCGAUUGAGACACGUGAGACUAACGCACAACGAUCGGUGACUUGCAACAAACGCCGUAAAACAAUCUUCUCUAAAUCCGCCGAUCUUUGUCGUCUCGGCGGUGCAAAUAUCGCCGUCUUUGUAACAUCUCCAGCCGAGAGUUCUGAUGUCGUAUACUCUUUUUCCGGCUACUCUUCUUCGUCCGAGAUUGCUGAUUGCUACUUCAACGGCAAGCCACCUCCCAAGAAGUUUGACCCCCAAGCCAAAUUAGGGUUUUGGUGGGAAGACCCUAAUCUUUAUCGUAACUGUGAUGAUCUCUCGGAGUUGAAUAUCAUAGAGGAUCGUCUUGAGAGAUUGAAGAAGUAUAUAAUGGAAUGUCUUGAGAAGAAAGAAAAACUAGAACUUGGUUCUCUCGACGAGAUUACUUGCGGGUCUGAUCAAAACCCGAACUUUUCUCGCGACCAGAUUUAUGAAAACGCUUCUUCUUCUUCACAAGUUAAUCAAAAACCUAACUUUUCUCUCGACGAGAUUUAUGGCAACGUUUCUUCUUCUUCACAAGUUAACGUUGAUCAAAACCCUAACUUUUCUCGCGACCAUAUAUAUGACGAGCAUUCUUCUUCACAAGUAGAUCAAAACCCUAGCUCCUCCGUUGAUCAAAGUGGGUUAUCUUAUUUAGAGCAAUCUUGUGAAUUCGUGAACGGUACCGGCUUUGGAUUUACCGAUGGGUUUUGGGAAACAAAGGAAGAGAACAACUCGAUGAGUCUAACCCAAGAAACAGAAACACAGACGAUGGUAAAUGUUUAUGAGGAUAGCUUUUGUAAUAAUCAAUUUAAGGAUAACGUGUUUGGUCUCAACAACUACAAUCCUCAGGACAUGCUCGACAUUGGAGAAUUUUUUUAUGAAGAAGAUAUCGAAUUACUCCACUCUAAUCAGUUCGCAGCUUGAAUCGUUCGUAUAUUGUUUAGUCAGGGUUUUAAUUUCUAAACCAAGUUAUUAACUACCAUUAAUGUUUUUUCCGUAUAUGUAAUGAUCCAGAAACAUGUUGUUAAUUUUGUUUCAUAUUAGAAUUAUAUAAAACAAUUUUCUAUAAAUCAUUUUGUUUUGUUGAUUUACAUGUUAUAGUAACCAGAACAUCAAUAUCAGGAUUAAUUAGUAUCAUAAGUUAAAAACUCUGGAAUCUGGAUAUCAUAAGUCUUUAUGGAAUUAUUUUAGGAUAGUAGAAAAGAAGAUAUGACAUAUUCCACUGUUAAACAACAAAAAGGUAUAAUUACAUAAAAACUUGGGAAGUGGCAUUGCAUAAAAAGCAAAACGAAGAAAAACUGACUUAUGUUCUGCUUUAUAGUCUAAUGAACUAGCUGCAUCAUAACACAUGCAACUGUAAUGCUGUUGCUGGUGUCUCUCCUCUGCUCAAGGCAUUGCUUUAGCCUUGAGGUUCAAACAAAGAUGAAAUUAAAAAGUGUGAGUAUGAAUUAUGUAAACGACAUCAUCGAUAUGCAAGCUUUGGUUCUAUGGGAAGACGAAUGCAUCAAUGGAUAUCAUCAUGAAUCGCUAGAAUGGUCAGAUGGGUUACCACUUCGCCUGUUCCGUUUUUAGUUAACAUUAAUUAGUUCUUAAGCCUCUAAUGAAAUGCAAGAUAACUAGUAUUCUUAUCAUAAUGUUUGUUGGAUCGUUAUAUGUGUUUGGUUUAAUGCUUGAUGAAUGCAAUUUGAUUGUUGCUAAAAUUAAAUAAAAGUGGUGUUUCUAUACUGAAUGAUGAUGACAAGUUUAAUCACAAAACUUUUGGGUUGGGUUCUCCUUUUUUUUUUUUUUUGAGUUUUGUUGAUAUAAAUAUAGAACCACAAACAAAAAGUGUCUUGUUUUGAUUUGAAAAGGUAUAGUUCGUAGUUAUGGAUAAAAGUUAAAAGAAAAUUAGACUAUUUAAAUUUAGCUAAUAUUUUCAUGAACUUCAGUUUCUUCUAUCUAGUUUCACAGAAUUUGGUCCUAGUUCAGCUAGUACAAAACAAUAUUACAGUUUAGAAUAAAAGUAAAAUAAAAAUAGAUUCAACUCUGGUUUGAAAACUUCGAUUAGUUUUGUUUAUUUAUGUCC
Messenger RNA from Arabidopsis lyrata subsp. lyrata, 2161 nucleotides. RefSeq lists its product as uncharacterized. Lineage: Eukaryota; Viridiplantae; Streptophyta; Magnoliopsida; Brassicales; Brassicaceae. Gene Ontology annotation, biological process: positive regulation of transcription by RNA polymerase II. The transcript has a single exon. The record is from RefSeq and is a predicted model, not a curated record. Gene Ontology annotation, molecular function: protein dimerization activity; cis-regulatory region sequence-specific DNA binding; DNA-binding transcription factor activity, RNA polymerase II-specific. Bases 64 to 1020 code for a protein of 318 amino acids.